AUGAAAGUCGAAAUGGAUGAUAUUGAUGACCUCACCAUAUGCGACUCAGUUUCUUCCUUAAUAGAAGGAUGUAGACUUCCAGUGCAUAUGACAGGAACUAACGAUUGGCCUCUAGCAGAAAUAAUCAGUAUAAAAGAUGUAGCAAGUUCCAAAUACUAUUACGUUCAUUACGUUGAUUUCAAUAAACGAUUAGACGAAUGGGUAACGGAAGAAUCGUUGGAUACGAGGAAAGUCCAUUUCCCCAGAAAGGACACAGGUGGCUGUAGUACAGGCGUCUCGACGCCGAAAAAGUUACAAAUAGGUGGCGGAAGCGGAAGUGUAGCAUGUCCUGCCAGUGGCGGAGGGGGCGGCGGAGGCGGAGGCGGCGGAAGCGGAAUCAUAGCAGCAAGUGGAGGCGUAGCGAAUUUGCCCAGCGGAGGCGGUGUUGUUUCCAGGCCGGCUUCUCCGGUGAACAACGUGGAAUUAUUAAAUGGCAACGCCGUAUUAGCGGCGGCAUUACAAAAACGCAUAAAUCGAAAAAGGAAAGGUCCUUCGUUAGAAAGCGAAGACUCCCAAGAUGCCCCACAGGGAUUAACGCCGGGGCCUCGACAAUCAGGAAGUAUGGUAUCGCAUCACGAUGAUAUCGUUACCAGAAUGAAAAAUAUCGAAUUAAUAGAAUUGGGAAAACACAGAAUAAAACCUUGGUACUUUGCACCGUAUCCACAAGAAAUGGUCAAUUUAGAUUGCAUAUACAUCUGCGAGUUUUGUUUGAAAUACAGGAAGAGCCGAAAAUGUUUGGAGCGCCACCUAGCGAAGUGUAACCUGAGGCAUCCACCGGGCAACGAGAUAUACAGGAAAGAUAACAUUUCGUUUUUCGAAAUCGACGGCAGGAAAAACAAAGUUUACGCCCAAAAUUUAUGCCUGCUAGCCAAGCUAUUUCUAGAUCACAAAACAUUGUAUUAUGAUACCGAUCCGUUUCUUUUCUACAUAAUGACUGUGUUAGAUAUAAGAGGUUUCCACAUAGUAGGGUAUUUUUCUAAAGAAAAGGAAUCUACUGAGGAUUAUAACGUCGCUUGUAUAUUAACGAUGCCUCCUUACCAGAGAAAAGGAUACGGUAAACUUCUUAUAGAAUUUAGCUACGAGCUAUCUAAAUUUGAAGGUAAAACGGGUUCACCGGAAAAACCCUUAUCGGAUUUAGGUCUCUUGUCGUAUCGAAGUUAUUGGGCUCAAACGAUACUGGAAAUUUUACUAUCAAUGAAACCGAUAGGUGAAAACGAGAAACCCCAAAUAACAAUCAACGAAAUAUGCGAGUUGACCAGCAUCAAGAAAGAGGACGUAAUAUCAACGUUGCAAAAUUUGAAUCUAAUUAAUUAUUACAAAGGCCAGUACAUUAUAACGUUGAGCAAAGAAACGAUCGAAAGCCAAUUGAAGGCGAUGGAGAGCCGGAAAAUCCGAAUCGAUCCGAAAUGCCUCCAUUGGACGCCGAAAGAUUGGGGCAAACGGGCCAAAUGGUAA
Molecule: messenger RNA, 1494 nt
Organism: Phyllotreta striolata
Lineage: Eukaryota; Metazoa; Arthropoda; Insecta; Coleoptera; Chrysomelidae
Source: the annotation of a GenBank genome assembly